This is a messenger RNA of Porites evermanni, 3354 nucleotides long. NCBI's taxonomy places the organism in Eukaryota, Metazoa, Cnidaria, Anthozoa, Scleractinia, Poritidae. The record is from the annotation of a GenBank genome assembly.
AUGGGAAUAUUUAACGAACAAUCUUUUGAUCAUAAUUUUGCUAAAGGAAUUCAGGGUGCUCCAGGAGUUGGAUUUAGUUUAACCGCAGAUGGAAAUUAUGAUAUAAAUAAAAAAAGACUCACAAAUGUAGGAGCACCCACUGAUAAUAAUGAUUCCGCUACAAAGAAGUAUGUUGAUGAUAAUUCCAGCCGAUCAUCAACAACACAUCUAAAAGUUGAUUCAAACAUUGAUAUGAAGAAUACAUACCGAAUUACAAAUCUUAUCACACCACAGGAUUCUAAAGAUCCAGCAACAAAAUAUUACGUAGACAACACAUUUCUUGACAGAGAUGGAUCUUACCCAAUGAAAGGAAAUCUUAAUAUGGAUAAUAAACAAAUAUUAAAUCUGCCAGCUCCAAUGGGUCCUAAACAACCAACACCAUUAGGUUUCACAGAUUUGAAGUAUCUCCACGUUGCUGGAACAAAUAAAAUGACUAAUAAUCUAAACAUGGAUAAUAAAAAAAUAAUUAACCUUAGACCACCAACAGAUGACACAGACGGUGCAACGAAAAAGUAUGUGGACGACUCAAUACCUGAUACUAGUUCUUUUAUAAAAAAGGAUGGAAGUGUUGCAAUGACUAGUAACCUAAAUCUUGGAAACAAAAAAAUAGUUGGUCUCGCAACUCCAGUGUCAAACACAGACGCCGCAACAAAGAAAUAUGUGGAUGAUAACACAGGUGCCCCAGAUUUGAGUGAUUACUUGGAAAAAGAUGGUACCGUCACUAUGACAGGAAACCUUAAUCUUGGUAAUAAUAAAAUAGUUAACCUCAGUGACCCCACCACAGAUCAACAAGCUGCUAAUCGCGGAUGGGUUCGUAAACAAAUAGAAAUGUUUGAUCAUCAUUCUGGAGAUGGAACAAGUGGUGUGUUUACUAUAACAGAUCCAGCUGCGCCAACGACUUUGUAUCUACAAUAUAUCUCAGGUUCAUCAUUUGAUGAUUUUGUUUUUACAACAUCAACACCUGGUCAACCUCUUGUAGGGUGGAAACCAACUGCUAACACAUACAUUAACAAAAUAGAAUUUCAAUUUGGUUCGCGAAAUAUAAACGUUGACUUUUUGUGGUUUAUUCCUAGAGAUGACUCUCAUUCCAAUUCUAAUUUUUGGGUAAGUGGAAAUCGCACUGGCACUUGGUCAUUAAAUAUUCACAAGUCUUGGAAUUAUAAUAUGUCAGGAGUAAAACUAAGAACCCAUAACAAUUCAAAUCACACAGCUAUCACUUGUCGGCUAUUCACUGAUCUACCAAAAGCAAUAACCAAACCACUUAAGAGAAUAGAAAUCAACACACCUAAAAUUGUAAUAAGUGGGGAUAUAAAAGCCGAUGUCAACCUUGGUGGUAAUAAAAUAAAGAAUCUGGGUGUACCAACCCAAGACAAUGAAGCAGUAAACAAAGGUUAUGUUGACAAUCUAGUUCAUCAUACCGCAGUUCAACCAAGUCAUUAUAAAGAUGAGUUUAGUUAUCUCAUGACAAGUGGGUCUCAAUGGACUGAUGAAAUAGAUGGAGGAGUUAGUUUUGUUAUAAAUAAGAUAGGAGACUUAUCUCCUUCUAAAGGUAAUUUUCAUGACUAUAACCACAAAGUAAUUUUCAUGACUAUAAACAAAAAUUCUGAAGGUAAAUAUAAAUAUAAGACGGGAAUUAAUUUUUACAGACUAACUGCAAAUACCGAAUACACACUAUGUUUGGAAAUACUCAACACUGAUUAUAAUCUUUGGAAUAAUACACAAAUAAGUGUUGACAAAGGAACUUCAAAAGGAUUAUCAAUUGGAAAUGUAAUUGUAAAAAAACUAUCCCAUAGAUAUACCGAUUCAAAUAAGCUAACAAAAGUUAUGUACUACCACAGAAUAAUAAUUAAUUUCCGGAAGUUGCCAUCUGGGAAUAAGUUCUUUAUUCACAUUUUGGUUGAUAUUCUUCGGGGUGGAUAUAACAUAUCUACGUAUCCGAGACUGUUUUCAGGAGUUUACAUCAUUGCUUAUGGAAUUGUGGGUACAUUUAGCAAUAUCGACCCAGAUAAAGUUUACGACUAUCACACCGCAUUUGAUAUCAAACCAACAGAAGUAGUGUACAACGUUGAUAUAAAUGCAAAUCAAAAAGCAAUUAAAAAUAUUAAACUUGACCGAAACAGUGAUAAUAGCGCAGCAACAGUUGGAAUGGUAAAGGAAUUAGCUCCUUACACUGUAAAUAAUUUGUACAGAAAUUAUUUCGAAGAAGUUUUUGAUUUUACUGAUGCCACUAAUUACAAAUUAAGUCAAACCUCAUCUGGUAUUGUUUUUAAUUAUUUAUCUUCUAGUAGUGGUAAUACUUUGAGAGAUAUAAGUAUUCCUAAUAAAACAAUAGAUAAUAUAAAAAAAGAAGGUCUAAAUAUUAAUGGUUACAAUAUAAGCUUUUCUAUUCCUGACGAUAUUAAAAAAUUUACUUUAUGUAUGGUUUUUUAUCAUUGGAAAAAUAGAUCAUUUUCUAUAUUUAAAAAAAAUUCAACUUUUAAAUCCAAUUUAUUAUCUUUAUUUUAUUCAAAUUCAAGUAAUCAACUAGUCUUAUCUGUUAAUAACUCAAUAAGAAGUAUUAGUUUAUUAAGUAGUUUUAAUGGAAAAAAAAUUGUUAUAUGGUUGACACAAGAUGUUAGCAAAAAUAUUACAAAAGCUAAAAUAAGUAACUACAACGCAGCAUUAAUUUUACAAACCGCCAGUUACUUUAACGAACAAGAAUUUACGUUUACAACUCAAGAUGGUGUGUUAAGUAAAAUAAUGUUCUCUACAAACUUUUAUGACACCGACUCUGAACAAUAUCACAAAAUAUUGCUUCAAGAAAAGUUAGAUGGAUCUUAUGUAAUAUAGAUAUAAAUGAAGGAUAUCUUUGAAUUUAAUCACAUUGACCCAUCUUUAUCAAAAUCAGAUGUUAAAACAAUCAAGGAUUUUUACAGUUACUACCAUACAAAAUAUUGGUGUUUUAAGAGGUCUUAUAAAAGUUAUAAAUUUCUUGAUAAUUUUUUUAGUAUAACUGGUAUAUUUUUAGUUGCUGUAGGAACUAUUUCUGGUGGAAUUACACUUAAUCCUGUUGUUCUCGGAGUAAUAAAUGGAGCUGGAGUAAUUGUUGCUGGAGUAGGAAAGAAAAAUAAUUACAAGAGAAAAAUAGAAAUGACUCGGAUUGCUUACACAACUUAUGAAAAAGUUCUUAUUGAACUAAGAUCUGUACUUAGAGGAGAUGAAUGGGAUAAACAAAAAUUUAUAGAUAGAAUGAAGUUGAUAGAUGAUAUGAUAAUUGAUCAAACUCCUGAACCAGAUAGAUUUGAAAUUAAAUAUAAAAAUAAAUUUAAAGAUUAA